Populus trichocarpa (black cottonwood) is the source of this 798-nucleotide messenger RNA. Its product is annotated as 60S ribosomal protein L28-1. Gene Ontology annotation, cellular component: cytosolic large ribosomal subunit; ribosome. Gene Ontology annotation, molecular function: structural constituent of ribosome. Gene Ontology annotation, biological process: translation. Bases 187 to 627 code for a protein of 146 amino acids. The transcript has 4 exons. The record is from RefSeq and is a predicted model, not a curated record. Lineage: Eukaryota; Viridiplantae; Streptophyta; Magnoliopsida; Malpighiales; Salicaceae.
CCCAAAAUAAAAGAAGACAUUGUAAAUCCAAAACCCUAAAGAAGCAGAACCUAGGGUUUCACUAUAAAUAUAUCAUGAACUCCCCCGUCUUCUCUGUCCACCACGCCAGUCCUCCCCCACUUCGGCAGCUCCCAUCCAAAACCGUAAAUAUAACAGGGAAGGAAGAAGAAGAAGAGAGGAUUUGAAAUGGCGACAGUACCAGGACAACUGAUAUGGGAGAUAGUUAAGAAGAAUAACUCAUUUUUGGUGAAGCAGUUUGGAAGAGGAACUGCUAGCCUUCAGUUUAGCAAAGAAAACAACAAUCUCUACAACCUUAACUCUUACAAGCAUUCUGGGUUGGCAAACAAGAAAACUGUCACUAUUCAGCCUGCGGACAAGGAUCAAGCUGUGGUUCUUGCUACAACCAAGACCAAGAAGCAGAACAAACCUGCAGCUUUGCUUCACAAGUCUGUCAUGAAGAAGGAGUUCAGCCGCAUGGCCAAGGCUGUGGAAAACCAGGUUGCAGAUAACAACUACAGGCCUGAUCUGAAGAGAGCAGCCCUUGCAAGGUUGAGUGUGGUGCACAGGAGUCUGAAGGUAUCCAAGUCUGGUGUCAAGAAGAGGAAUAGACAAGCUUUGAAGAAAUGAUUUGAGAGUCCAAUAAAUAAGCGAUGUUGUGCUGGACAAUUGACACCAAAAUCUUUAUUUUUGAUGACCUUUUUCUUGGGUGCUCUGGGAUGUUUAUUUAAGUUUUAGAUGUUGAAACUAUAGAGAUUUGUGAUUUUUCCAUGAUAAUUUCGUUUGCAGUUUUGGAUGGUU